Messenger RNA from Miscanthus lutarioriparius, 522 nucleotides. NCBI's taxonomy places the organism in Eukaryota, Viridiplantae, Streptophyta, Magnoliopsida, Poales, Poaceae. The record is from the annotation of a GenBank genome assembly.
AUGGCGUCGGCGGGCCGCUGGGCAUGGAUGGCGGAGGUGGCGGGCGAGGAGCUGGCGAAGCUGGAAGCGGCGCACCCGGGCCGCUUCGGCCCGCUCAAGGCCGAGCUCGAGCGCCUCGUCGCCGACCCCGGCUUGGACGAGGCGGCAGCGUUCGCGCUCGUCUCACCGCGCGCCGGCGCCGUUGCCGUCACCGACGCCGCCGAUACCACCCCGGCCGCCGCCUCGUCCCAGCCUGCUGCUGCUCCUUCGCGCACGGUGCCCGUGUGCACUCAAGUGCAUGAUCCAGCCAUCAUCCGCUCACUCACCUUGCGAGGAACUUUUGCAGAGUCGUCGACCCGAAAGAGAAAGCCGCGCGGCGGCGCGCGGGAGCGGGAGGAGGGGAAGCGGAGACGGCGGGCGAGCACGCCGCCGGGAUCGGGAGGGGCAAAGGACAGGGCCGACAUGGCCAUCGAGCGCGCCCAGCGGUGCCUAGAGAGGAUCCGCGCCGUCAAGCAGAGCUUGCUUGCCGCUUGGAUUCACUGA